Molecule: messenger RNA, 1368 nt
Organism: Exophiala spinifera
Lineage: Eukaryota; Fungi; Ascomycota; Eurotiomycetes; Chaetothyriales; Herpotrichiellaceae
Exons: 3
Coding region: 1-1368 (455 amino acids)
Biological process (GO): tRNA methylation
Cellular component (GO): tRNA (m1A) methyltransferase complex
Source: RefSeq, a predicted model, not a curated record
AUGUCGGGGCUGCUCCACGCCUUGAGAACAGCCCUUGGUUUCUCAAAGGCUGCAAAGCCAACGGUCAACACUAAAGGUCUCCCCGUCCGCGAUUUGACCAAGUUUGCGGAGGGCGAGAGGGUGCUCGUUGAUGGCCUGAAGCUCACAGGGCCCCUUCAGAAGAAUGGAUCCUCAAAUUACAAGAACGGGUUGCUGUCGCACAACGACAUCAUUGGGCAACCGUUGUCCUCUUUCUACCUUCGAGGCCCGAAAGGCAUAUACAAAGUCGAUGCCCCAACACUGGACGACUAUGUCGCCCUGACGCCGAGACUUGUGACCCCAGUUUAUGCAAACUAUGCCUCUUCCAUCGUGUCACUCCUAGACAUUCACCCCAUUCCUUGGACCGGCGAUGGCAACUCUUCGACUUCUCGGCCACUCGAGAUACUUGAAGCAGGCACCGGCCAUGGCAGUCUCACUCUCCAUGUUUCACGCGCCAUCGCCUCCGCCAAUCCUCCUCCGCUCGGUAUUCCCAUCCCUCAUUACCACAAGAACGAGCUCCAACGACCAGAGGCACCCACCAUAGAGACUGGCUUAAGGGAAGCAUGGUCGCAAUGGAAACAAAACCGCCAUGCUGUUCUGCACACCGUCGAGAAGGUUGAAGCAAAUCGCUGGCAUGCAGAGAAGAUCGUGCGUGGUUUCCGGCAAGGUCUGUACUGGCCACACGUAGACUUCUAUGCCGGAGAUGUUAGUCACUGGGUUCAGGCACAAUUCUCCCGGCGCAAGUCGCGCACUUGGAAUCCUUUGGCCAGCACAUCCGAUGAUGGCUUCCUGGACUACGUCCUCCUCGACAUGCCAGGAGUCCAUACACAGCUCCAACACGUCAGCAAGGCGAUGCGCGACGACGCGAAGAUCAUCGUCUUCACCCCUAGCGUGACACAGAUAGGCGAGUGCGCGAGAGCAAUUCAAGACUCGAACUUGCCCUUGGCCAUGGAAAGAGUUCUCGAACUCGGUGAGGGAAUCAGUACCGGGCGCAGAUGGGACGUCAGAAUGGUCUUUCCGCGAAAGUACAAGGAUCACGCAAAACCCCCGGCAGCCGAGCACGUCACGGAUAUCGAGACUGACAAAAAUCCGUUGGGAGUUGAGCAGAAGGAAAUGGACGAGGGCGAUGUCGAGAAAGAUGCGACAGAAGCACUGGCAGGUCGUUUGCCGGAGGAACAACCUGAUGAGCCUGUCAUGAUAUGUCGGCCUCUAGUUGGCGAGAGGACGAUGGGAGGCGGCUUCAUCGCGUUCUUCAAGAAGAUAUCGCCCGAGUCUGCUGCGGCAGCAGCUGAAUGGCGGAGAGGCCAAACUGGUUUGUCAACCCUCUGCCCCUGUUUUCCUGAACCGUAG